Molecule: messenger RNA, 1954 nt
Organism: Sceloporus undulatus (fence lizard)
Lineage: Eukaryota; Metazoa; Chordata; Lepidosauria; Squamata; Phrynosomatidae
Gene: CX3CL1
Product: C-X3-C motif chemokine ligand 1
Exons: 3
Coding region: 77-1399 (440 amino acids)
Biological process (GO): G protein-coupled receptor signaling pathway; cellular response to type II interferon; positive regulation of GTPase activity
Cellular component (GO): extracellular region
Molecular function (GO): chemokine activity; CCR chemokine receptor binding
Source: RefSeq, a predicted model, not a curated record
CCGAGAGCAUUCUCUCUCUUCUGUGGCAGCAACAUCGGGCAUGGCUUAAGCCUCUUCGGCCCAAGAAGUGGCCACUAUGCCAGGGCAAGCCUCCCUGAUGGGACUGGCAGCCCUGGCCCUGACAUUGGCCUGGGUAGUGCUCAUUCCAGCUGUGGCAGGAGAACCUGAAGUGGGGAAAAACUGCCCCAAAGAAUGUCUUCCCACUGAUUUCGCAUCAAAACCAAUUCCUGCAAAGAAACUGCAAAGCUAUGAGAAGAUCACAUGCAAAGGGAAGACGGCGGUGAUAUUGCUUACUAAGAUGAAUCGGAGCUUCUGCGCCAGACCUGAGGAGAAAUGGGUGCAAUCUGCUAUGAAGCAACUGGAUUUAAGAAAUGCCUCUCCGCCUUCAAAGACCAGCACUCCAGUGGCAGAAAAGCCAGGCGUGUUUGACAAGUUCUCCAAAGAUGCUGUCACCACAUUAGCUCCAACUUUGGGUCAUGAUCAUCCCAUUGGAACGGUGGCCUACAGAACAUCAACACAGUUUCCCGAGAGGAGAACAAUAAUUCCUGACCGCUCUGUUGUGAAUACCACACCGGUGGGACCAGAGGCCACAUCUCAAAGACCCCCAGAAAAGUCUGGCGUUGGAGCCACUUUUAAGCCUGGAAAGACAGACCAGACACAUGGCUCUGGAACCACUCGUGGUUUGGCGACCUCUCCUACGUUCAUAGGAACUCAGAGGACCGCUAAUGGUAGCUCUGGGGUGCAAAAUUAUACAAGGUCUUCUCUACAACCGACCGUCCAUCCAUCCAGCUCAAGCAGCCAUAUUACAGACUCUGUUGAGAAAGGCAUGGUGCCUUCUGCCACAUCAACCAUGUUCCUCACUUCUCCCAGUGUGCCGACUUCAGUUCUGGGCACAGGUGACAAGCUUCAAACCACUACCGGACUCACAAACUGGUUUCAAACUGACCAGUCCAGCACACGCUCCAGUAUGGAUGGAAACAACACCAGGCCCAUCAACGUUGAAGACAGGAGUGAUGGAAUGAGGAACUCAUCUGUUGCUUUUGGAGGGACAUCAGGAAUCCCUUCAUCAACUGAAGCAAGCUUUGUUUCUGAACUGCCGGCUUCUCAACCAACUUCGGGGUUUCACCAGGAAAAUGUCAAUGAAAAGAGCAGGGCCCAGGCAACAACCUACAGCCCCGAGGUGACAUUGGCCUUGUUUCCGGGGGGCCUGGCUGGGUACCGGACUCACAUCAUCUCCUUGGUGGGUGCUGGCCUUCUCUUCGUUGCCUCUGCUGUUGUUGGAUGGCUGUGGAUGAAGAGCAGUCUAUCUGCAACCACUUUAUCCAAGGAAAUGGUGGAAGGCCUGUUGUACAAUUCACCCAACUCUCAAACUGACGAACAUGCCAUGAGGAUUCUUUGACUUGCUUGGGUCUUUUUGCAUCCAGAGUUUCUUCUUCCAACAAAGGGACUAACUAGGCUUAGUCUGAGGACAUACAACAGAUGAUCUAACUCUGCCAGAACAGGACCUUAUAUGGUUGGACAACAGGAUGCAUAUCAACCAAUGGACAAAUAAUUUCAAUGUUAUGAGAUGCCUUAGCCUGCAGGGUGAUAGACUGGGGUCAUGGUCUUCAAAGUGGGAGGUAGGCUUUUAUAGGAAAACAUGCCAUCGCUAGAGGAAAGGGGACUUUGUCCCGGGAGUAUAUGUGUGUGUUGUGUGUAAGAGUGAAACAGAUUAUUCUGUUCAGAGAUGGAUGGAUCCAAAUAUUUUUGCCAAGGGUUAGGUCCAAGAGUUGGAUCAAUCCAGUUAUUGGUUAAGAACUUGGUAAGUCCUAAUGUCGUUGCUGAGAGGUGGGCCGAGAGUUGGGUCAGUUCAGUUUUGACCGGCCCAAUUGUUGGGAAUCUUGGAGAGCUGGAUCAAUUCUGGUACAGAUCAGGGACGUAGCCAAGGGAGGGGGGGUUCUUGGGGUCCGGACUC